UGCAACCGAUAGUCGUAUCGUUAUAAGGGCUGCCAUACACAUUAACGUUAUUGGAAAAGGUGGCAGCGUAUUGCAGUCUAUCGAAACAUACCAGGCUCUUUCGUGCCAUCCCUAUACAUUGGCGAGUGGUGAUGUGUUAUAAACCAUAGUUUUGGGCAAUAUUUAAGAAAGAGAGCGAACAUUUCAUCGGGCAAACAACUCACGCUGCAAAAAUCUCGACAAAGGCAAUAUGAACUACAAUCCAAAUGCGGGUAUGCGGAAUCGUAAGUGGGAAAAUUCGCAAGGUCCCGGCCGUAAAGUGAAACGCGUCAGUGAUGUGAAUGCCAUGGGACCGUCAGCGCCGAUGCCCGGCGGCUCCGCUUUUAUGCCGCCGACAACUGGACCGACAAUGUUGAAUCCAAACAUGUAUGGGGGACCGGCAGCGCCACAAACUAAUAGCUAUGGCUAUAAUGGAGGGCAAAUGCCGACACAGCCGCAACCGGCGCAGCCACAGCAAAAUUUCGGUUAUGUCCCACAAUCACAAGCAGCGAGCACACAACCUACAUUCGGCGCACCGCCACAGCAACCGCCGACCUAUAGCGCUGCCCCUGCAGGUGUUCCAAUCGGCCCAGGGGGCGUCGCACCAGGCACACAAUAUCCACAAUUUGCAAUGUUUCAACAGCCAAUUGUGCAGGAUAUGGCUAUGCAAUAUGGUCAACGAUUGGCCGACCAGGGCAAGCAACUGGUCGAGAAUCAAUUCGAGAAAUGGGUGCCUGUGGCGAAGUUGAAGUACUAUUUUGCCGUUGAUAAUGCUUACGUGGGUCGUAAGCUGCGAUUGCUCUUCUUUCCCUUCAUUCAUAAGGACUGGUCUCUCAAAUACGAUCAGGAACAUCCGGUGCAGCCACGGUAUGACAUCAAUGCUCCGGACCUAUAUUUGCCGACCAUGGGCUAUAUAACAUAUGUCAUCGUUGCGGGUCUGCUGCUGGGCAUGCAGAAGCGCUUUUCACCCGAACAAUUGGGCAUACAGGCAUCCAGUGCAUUGGCGUAUAGCAUAUUUGAGCUAUUUGUCUACUCAAUAGCGCUCUAUGUGAUGAAUGUUAAAACGAAUCUUAAAACUUUGGACUUACUAGCGUUCACGGGCUAUAAAUAUGUCAACAUUGUUGUCGCGCUUAUGAUAAGCACGAUGUUCCAUAAGUCCGGUUAUUACUUAGCCUGGGCUUAUACGAGUUUUGCAUUUGGCUUCUUUUUGCUGCGGACGCUACGCACAAAAUUGUUGCAAGACAGCUCACCGGCUGCUCCGAGUGGCGCUAUCAACUAUGAUCCGUAUGGGAAUCCACAGCAAUACGAUUAUAGUGGCGGCCGCAAACGCAAGCUCUACUUCCUGUUCAUGAUCGUUGGAGGGCAGGCAUUGUUUUCGUUUCUGUUAUCGAAGCAUUUGUAUCUGCCCAGUGGGGGCACGUUGACGGCGAAAAUGGUUUAAAUCCACAUCAUAUGCCACUCACCAGGGGCGUAACUUAAUAUUUAGACUAAUUAUGAAAACUCUAUGAAAUAACCGGGCAAUGCUAUUACUAUC
Scaptodrosophila lebanonensis is the source of this 1552-nucleotide messenger RNA. It is a transcript of the gene Yif1, whose product is annotated as protein YIF1B-A. NCBI's taxonomy places the organism in Eukaryota, Metazoa, Arthropoda, Insecta, Diptera, Drosophilidae. The record is from RefSeq and is a predicted model, not a curated record. The transcript has 4 exons. Gene Ontology annotation, cellular component: Golgi membrane; COPII-coated ER to Golgi transport vesicle; endoplasmic reticulum-Golgi intermediate compartment. Gene Ontology annotation, biological process: endoplasmic reticulum to Golgi vesicle-mediated transport. Bases 230 to 1459 code for a protein of 409 amino acids.